Messenger RNA from Solanum lycopersicum (tomato), 929 nucleotides. RefSeq lists its product as uncharacterized. Gene Ontology annotation, molecular function: magnesium ion binding; hypoxanthine phosphoribosyltransferase activity. Gene Ontology annotation, biological process: hypoxanthine metabolic process; IMP salvage; guanine salvage. Lineage: Eukaryota; Viridiplantae; Streptophyta; Magnoliopsida; Solanales; Solanaceae. Gene Ontology annotation, cellular component: cytosol. The record is from RefSeq and is a predicted model, not a curated record.
AAUUAAAAGUCCUUGAGCCCUAUUCGCAAGAGAGUUGCAGACAAUUUAUAUUCUUGCUGCUGAUUCUGCUCUCAAAGGCAUCAAUGGCUGCUAUGGAGAAUCAUAUUCAAAAGAUUCUCUUCACAGAAGAACAAAUUUCUCAAAGAGUUUCUGAACUUGCUUCCCAAAUUACCCUCAAUUUUUCUUCAUCUACCAACAAUGGAGGAGCACCUUUGCUUUCUUCGUCAUCGGCUCCGGUUGUUGUCGGUGUUGCUACUGGUGCUUUUUUAUUCCUAGCUGACCUUGUUCGCAAAAUCAACCUCCCCGUUUCUGUUGAUUUUGUUCGGGUCGAAUCUUACGGGUCGGGUACUGUAUCCAGUGGAAAACCCAAAAUUUCUUGCGACUUGAAAAUUGAUGUUACUGGAAAGCAUGUCAUUUUGGUUGAGGACAUUGUGGAUACAGGAAACACGUUGGCCUGCCUCUUUGAACACCUGAAAUCUAAAGGGGCAUCCUCCAUAUCAGUGUGUACUCUCUUUGAUAAACCAUCAAAGAGGAAGGUUAAUGUCGAACUUGUGGGAGAGGGGAAGUUCUACCGUGGUUUUGAGUGUCCAGAUUAUUUUGUGGUUGGCUACGGGUUAGAUUUUGCUGAGGUUUAUAGGAACUUACCUUACGUGGGGAUCUUGAAACCUGAGAUGUACAGUUGAUUGCUUUGGCGCAAAUAAUUAUUCCAUACAAUGAAAGCUCUUGAUGUUCUUGGAUACAAACAGCCUUUUGCUGAUCAAGAUUUGCCAGCAUUUUUUUUACCCUCCCCCCCCCCCCCACUCCCGUCCUCUCCGGUGGGCAUACUCCAGCUAUUUUGUAAUAUACUUACAGCUAUAUAUGUGGCUACUCUCAGAUUCCUAUGAAUUGAACUCAUGUUUUCCUAAAUUUUGUUCAUUACUUUUCCUGUC